AACGCGUCCUGGGCCUGAGGCGAAACCAAAGAUUUUACGAGCCACCGGGCGCACCAGCGCUGCCGCGGGGCCGCGGCCGAAGUCAUAUAAGCUAACCCGCCGCGCGGGGCAGCCCCGGCGUGCCGCGUAGGGCAGCCACAAAAAAAGUUUCGCCCCAGCAGCAUCUUUGCGCUCCCAAGAGCGAUGGCCGACCCGGCCGAGCCCGCGACGGACGCCAAGCCCGCGGCCCACGAGCUCCUGGGGGCGCUCCAGGACGAGGGCGUCGCGGCGCUGGCGGCCGCGGCAUCGGAAGAAAAACGCGCGUCGCCCGUGCGUCGCGCCUGGUCGCGGGAAGAGGACGCCGCCAUCGUUAAAUUAGUGGAGAGGCACGGCACGAAGCUCUGGGCGUUGAUUAGUCAAGAGCUCAACACGCAGAUAAGUGGGAACAGGACGGGCAAGCAGUGCCGCACGAGGUGGCUCAAUCAUUUGGACCCGAGGAUAAAGCGCGACCCCUGGUCGCCGCAGGAAGAGCGCACGAUCUAUGACGCCCAAAGGCAAUUAGGCAACAAGUGGGCGGAGAUCGCCAAGUUGUUACCGGGUCGCACGGACAACGCCGUGAAGAACUACUGGUACUCUUCCGUGAGGAAAAAUCAGAGAAGGUGGCAGAAGGACUGCCAGGAUGGCCGGCCGCCGCCCGGUGCGUUAGUGGCCCAGACGCCCACGGGGCCCAUCGUCGCGGCCCCACCACCCACCGACGCGAAAAGCGCACCACCACAACCCCAGCCGCCGGCGGGACCCUUCUUCGUCGUGCCCUACGCCGUGCCCAUCCCGGGCCAGCCCAACGCCGCGCCGCCGCCUCCCCAAGGAUUGAUCCCGUCGCCGGGCGGAGUGGUACCGCCCGGCUACGUCGUGCGGCAGAUGCCGCAGGGCUACUACGUGGCCACGCCGCCGAACUUGGCCUACGCGCCGGGGUCGCCUUCUGGAACGGCGGCGCUCGGGAGCCCGGUCGCCGCCGCUGCUUUGGGCAGCCCGGUCCCGGCGCCCGUCGCCGCGGCCCUGGGAGCCCUGGGGGGGAGCCCCGUCCAACCGCCGGCCAAAAAACCGAAGACCGAACAUGUGUAAGCUA
This is a messenger RNA of Pelagomonas calceolata, 1105 nucleotides long. The record is from the annotation of a GenBank genome assembly. Lineage: Eukaryota; Pelagophyceae; Pelagomonadales; Pelagomonadaceae.